Molecule: messenger RNA, 462 nt
Organism: Corylus avellana
Lineage: Eukaryota; Viridiplantae; Streptophyta; Magnoliopsida; Fagales; Betulaceae
Source: RefSeq, a predicted model, not a curated record
AUGGAGAGAUUGGAGUCUAUGGACUUGUCGACAAAUCACAUUUCAGGCAUAAUUCCCUCGAGCCUAACUACUUUGAGCCUCCUAAGCUACUUGAAUUUGUCAAACAACAACUUGUCAGGUAAAAUCCCAUCAGGUACCCGGCUCCAGACCUACAAUGCCUCUGCAUAUGCUGGUAACCGAGAUCUUUGUGGCUUGCCUCUUCCGAAAAAGUGUCUAGGAGAUGAAGCAACUCGAGAUCCUCGAACUGGUAGCAAGCAUGGCUCCCUCGAACAUAUUUGGCUUUAUACUAGCAUUGCACUCGGAUUUAUUUUUGGAUUUUGGGGUGUUUGUGGAUCAUUGUUAUUGAAGAGUUCUUGGAGGCAUGCCUAUUUCCGGUUCUUAGAGAGAAUAGGAGAUAGGCUCUAUGUAGCAAUAGCUAUCCACAUGGCCAAAUUUAUGAGAAACUUUAAGACUCAAUGCUAA